AUGGCGUGGUCGGCGAGGCGCUGCUUCUCUCUGCUCCUGCUUUGGAGCAUCGCCGGAUCUUUAGCCACGGCGGCGCCGGUGCGGGUCGGCGUGGUGCUGGAUCUGACGAGCGACGCUGGCAGGGAGAGGCUCACCUGCAUCUCGGUGGCCCUGGAUGGGUUCUACCUGAAGCAUCCGAGCUGCACCAAGCGGGUGGAGCUACGCGUGAGGGACUCGGGCGGAGAUGCCGCCACAGCGGCGCAAGCUGCCGAUGAUCUUAUCAAUAAUGCCCGAGUGCAAGCCAUCAUCUGGGGUCCUCACACAUCGACAGAAUCAGAUUUCCUCUCCUACCUGGGCCGCCGCUACGGCAUUCCGAUUCUCUCCUUCUCCGACAUUUCCCCAACAUCCUGUGCCUUCUGGCUAGAAGAUCCGGCCACCGCUUCCAGGUGUCACAGCAAGAUCGGCUUUACGCUUGAAAAUGAUACUAUAACAUUUCGCAGUCCAAAAACUGGUAGGCAAAAUGGCAGGAAAUUACAGACAGGAAAAACAAGGAUGAACUGCAGAGGCCAUAAUAAGACGAUGCUCAGGAUUGCCGUGCCGCAGAAAGAAGGUUUUGAAGAUUUUGUGCAUGUCGCUGAUCCUAAUACCAGUUACCAAAAGGUCACUGGCUACAGCGUUGAUAUCUUUGAAGCCGCUAUGAGGCAGCUACGUCCUCCACCAAGCUAUGAAUUUUAUGUCUUCCAUGGUUCCUACGAUGAACUAGUAGGCAACGUCUCUUCAGGGAUGUAUGAUGCAGCAGUUGGUGAUGUUAGCAUAACUCCAGAUCGAGCUGCUCACACGGAUUUUACAAUGCCAUACACACAGUCUGGAGUGUUUAUGCUUGUCCUGGCUGAGGACGAGCCAGAAACAGUUGAGUGGAAAUUUGUGAAGCCACUAAGUUCGGCACUUUGGUUUACAACUGUGAGCUUCUUCUUCUAUACUGGUUUUGUUGUGUGGAUGAUUGAGCGUUCCAGAAAUCAAGAGUACCAAGGAUCAAAUUUGAGACAGUUCAGCACUGCUUCUUACUUUGCUUUCUCCACUUUGACAUUUUCACAUGCUCACACUAUUAGAAGCCCCUUAUCAAAAAUUGUUGUAGUGGUAUGGUGCUUUGUUGUUCUGAUUGUAGUACAGAGCUACACAGCAAGCUUGUCGGCCAUACUAACAGCAAAGAGCCGUCGGCCUUCGGUGACAGAUCUGAACCAGCUUCAGCUCAGGGAUGGCUUUGUUGGACACCAGGAGGGAUCAUUUCUGCGCUCCACCUUGAUAAAAGAUUAUCAUUUCAGAGAAAAUAGGCUACGGAGCUUUAUCAAGAAAGAGGACUAUGCUGAUGCCUUGAGAAAUGGAUCGGUAUCUGCCAUUGUUGAUGAGCUUCCUUUUUUGACAUCAUUCCUCUCUGAUCCUCAAAAUAAGGAAGACUUUAGGGUGGUUAAUCUAAUAUACAGGACUCCAGGAUUUGGUUUUGCAUUCUGUCUGGGUUCGCCGCUGGUGCAUGAUCUUUCUACUGCCAUCUUGAACAUAACUGGAGGUGAGGAGGGUUCGAGGAUUCAGACAAAAUGGCUAGGCACAGAAUCGUCGGCGGCGGAUAACGGCAGCUCCGAACCCGAUUCCACACAAAUCAGUCUGCAAAGUGUCGCUGGUGCGUUCAUCAUCACCGGAGUUAUUUCAACUCUCAUGCUGCUCGUAAGCAUUGGGAGGAUGGUUCAUGCCAGCCGCACCAGCGGGAGAAUAGCCGAUGUGGAAAGUGUCAAUUGUCAUGAUGGUGGCGGCGUCGGUCAAGGUUCCCUUCACCUGGUGAGUGGCAGCAUUAGUCACAGUUCUGCUGCCUCUGAUCAACCCCUCUGUGAAGCCGUGAAUGGUGAGUCCCAUGGGCGUUUUGAGAAUGCUGGCGGCCAAGAGGCUUGUCCAAUGCAGCAGAAUGGCUUGCACAGCGGAUCUGCAACUGCAGAAUCCAUCCAGAUUGAGAUGAGAACUGUCUGA
Messenger RNA from Hordeum vulgare subsp. vulgare (domesticated barley), 1995 nucleotides. RefSeq names its product glutamate receptor 2.8-like. Lineage: Eukaryota; Viridiplantae; Streptophyta; Magnoliopsida; Poales; Poaceae. The transcript has 5 exons. Gene Ontology annotation, cellular component: plasma membrane. The record is from RefSeq and is a predicted model, not a curated record. Gene Ontology annotation, molecular function: ligand-gated monoatomic ion channel activity; signaling receptor activity. Bases 1 to 1995 code for a protein of 664 amino acids.